Molecule: messenger RNA, 971 nt
Organism: Sapajus apella (tufted capuchin)
Lineage: Eukaryota; Metazoa; Chordata; Mammalia; Primates; Cebidae
Product: transport and Golgi organization protein 1 homolog
Exons: 3
Coding region: 140-442 (100 amino acids)
Biological process (GO): endoplasmic reticulum to Golgi vesicle-mediated transport; protein secretion; vesicle cargo loading
Cellular component (GO): endoplasmic reticulum exit site; endoplasmic reticulum membrane
Source: RefSeq, a predicted model, not a curated record
UUUUUCCUCAUAGUGCCAGAUAACAUGUCUUUCUGCUGAUACAUUGGGUAAUUCUGUUUCAUUUAGUGAUUAUAAUAACCUUACAUAUUUUCUUUUUUCAGUCACUGAACAGCAGAUUUCUGAGAAGUUGAAGAUUAUUAUGAAAGAAAAUACAGAACUUGUACAGAAAUUGUCAAAUUAUGAACAGAAGAUUGAGGAAUCAAAGAAACAUAUUCAAGAAACUAGGAAACAAAAUAUGGUUCUCUCUGAUAAAGCCAUUAAAUUUAAGGAUAAAAUCAAGACACUUGAAAAAAAUAAAGAAAUUCUGGGUGACACAGCUAAAAAUCUUCGUGUUAUGUUAGAAUCUGAGAGAGAACAGAAUGUCAAGAAUCAGGAUUUGGUAAGAGUUUUGCUGCUAACUGUUACUAAUAAUUUGGUUUUUGAACUCUGUAGAUGGAUUUGAACUUUUCAUUUUCCAUAGUGUUCUGUGAAGUAAGAGUGCGAGUCAGGGAAGUUGAACCUACUUCUGUCCGUUUUUGUGGGAUUUUAAGUACUUAUGCAAGAAGUUACUCUUAUGGGCCUAGGAAGUAUUUUGGUUCUCAACCCUAGGUAAUUGUUGUAUUGCUUGGCUCUGUCCCCCAAAACAUGUGGAGCAACUAAGAAACCACAACCCAGUUGAACAGUCCCUGUGUUUUGUUUUGUUUUGCAAAGUUCUUUUUUCACUGUAAGCAUUUUACUUUAUUAAUAGAAUAGUUUCAGAAUGACAUAAAAAUUGCAAAGAUAGUAAGGAGGGUUCCCAUAAAUCCCACAUCCUAUUAAUCUUGAUGACCUGACUGAGCUUAGUAUUGCCAGGUUUCUUCACUGUAAAAUUACUUUUUUUUUUUAACCUUUUGCAUUAUUGUACUCUUUGGAAGGAAGUUAGUAACACAGCUCACAGUUAAAAAGUGAAGGAUUAUGCUCCAUUCCCUUGAGGAGCUAGAAUCUUCAUAAAU